Trematosphaeria pertusa is the source of this 1652-nucleotide messenger RNA. RefSeq lists its product as uncharacterized. The transcript is spliced from 5 exons. The record is from RefSeq and is a predicted model, not a curated record. Bases 1 to 1164 code for a protein of 387 amino acids. Lineage: Eukaryota; Fungi; Ascomycota; Dothideomycetes; Pleosporales; Trematosphaeriaceae.
AUGGAGACACAGGUUCCACCCCACCAUGGUCCACGUCAACUGCACACCUAUAUCUGCAUCUUCGUUACCUUCGCCGCCGCCACCAUCUCGCUCGUCCUCCGCCUCAUAGCGCGAAGGCUCACUAAGAUCUCGCUGUGGUUCGACGACUAUCUCUCCAUACUAGCUUUCCUGUGCGCGGGAGUAUGGAGUGGACUCGUGCUCACAGGGCUGCAAAUCGGCCUCGGACUCUUCCUCGCUGAAAUCGAUCUCCCCGGCCCAGAAACACUUGAGAAAUCGCUCCUUAUACUCUGGAAUCUGGAACUGUUCUACGCAUUCUCGCUGGCCUCGGCGAAGCUUGCUAUCCUGGCGUUCUACUGGCGCAUGUUCAAGUUGUCAAACAUCAAGAUCCCUAUCAAGAUCCUAGCCGCAUGUACGAUUAUCUGGCUUAUCCUGCGCACCUUCCUCGCCAUCUUCCACUGCGUUCCCAUAGCCAAGUUCUGGCGCCCGAAGACGCCAGGACACUGCGCCAUCGACGACAGCAAUUUCUUCUUCGGCACCGUACUCACGCAUUUCCUGAUCGACAUCGCCAUCCUCGCGCUCCCCAUCAUCGAAGUGCAGAAGCUGCAGCUGCCGCUCACGCAGCGUCUCGGCAUCAUGGCCAUGUUCCUGUUCGGCGUGUUCGUCUGCGUCGCAUCCGUCGUCGUGCUCAUCCUGUCGCUGCGCUACGACACGAGCAAUGUGGAAAUGCCCUGGAACGUCACGCCUAUCAUCAUCUGGGCGACCGCGGAGGUCAAUCUGGCCAUCGUUUCCGCCUGCCUCCCCAUGCUCCGCCCCAUCUUCCUCGUCCUCCUCCGCCGCCCGCUGAAAUCCUCCUCCCAUCCCUCCUCCUACUCGCACUCCCGCACGCAGCCGCACCUCCACACGCACAAACUCGCCACCCUCACCACGCAUACGCACACAGUCGACUUCGACAAAGACGCCUCCGAGUCGACGGACCAACUCGCCACGCGCGAAGACUCCAUAAGCAGCACGUCGGAGUACGAGAGGGCUGCGCAGCACGGGAAUACGACGGUUGUGAUAGCCGACGCGGAGGAUAGAUUUGGGGGGGAGGGGUGGACGGGGGUGGGGAUGGGGGGGAUUGUGGUUACGAAUGAGACUAGUGUUCGGGUUGAUAGGGUGGGUUGAUUUUGUCAGUGGGAGUAAUCAUGCUAGAUGGUCUACAAAGGUAAAGAGGAGACACAUUCAAAGGUUGGGCGAGGGCUCGAAAUGGAGAGGAAAAUGCACUAGUCCUGUUAGGGCUAGGCCGAAAGACGUCAUCUCUCAUCUGAUCGCCGAGGCUGCAAGGCUGAUGGCUCUCCCACUACCUCGCUUCCAAGGUUCCUUUGAGCCAUAGAGAAUGACACGACCGACAAGCCAUUGUCAGCCAAUUGCGCCACGUAACCAAAGACACGGCAGUCCAUGAUCCCCCUCGAACGACAUUUGCCGUCGAGCCUCGCCUGUGGAUAUCCGAUCAUCGCGGGGUACCUGUCGCAGACUGCACAACACCUUACGGCCUUGCGGAUGGGGCGCUUAGCAAACGGAAUGAUCAAAUGAUGUUACUGCAACCUCGGGACUACCCACGGGGACGCUUUCAGCUGCUGCUGGAGUGCGUCUUUGUGGCUUCGGCAAUAUGG